Molecule: messenger RNA, 1897 nt
Organism: Girardinichthys multiradiatus
Lineage: Eukaryota; Metazoa; Chordata; Actinopteri; Cyprinodontiformes; Goodeidae
Gene: crtac1a
Product: cartilage acidic protein 1a
Exons: 14
Coding region: 16-1710 (564 amino acids)
Biological process (GO): axonal fasciculation
Source: RefSeq, a predicted model, not a curated record
CAGAUAUACCCCUUAAUGCACUGGUAUGUUUUUUUUUCCAGGCACAUUGCUCAUGUUUUAGUCAUGUUGGGUUCAGGAUUGCUGCUCCUCCUGAUUACACUGUGGCAUCGGUCUGAUGGUCAGAACUCGGCCCCCAUGCUCCAGGUUGUAACACAGACUGUGCUGCCACCUGACAGUGUGAACAAUCCCACACAGCUCAACUACGGCAUGGCUGUCACAAACGUGGACGGUGGCAGUGACCUAGAAGUGGUGGUUGCAGGGUACAACGGUCCGAAUCUGGUGCUGAAGUACGACCGCACCCUAAGUAAGCUGGUAAACAUUGCCAUUGAUGACAGAAACUCCCCAUACUAUGCACUGAGGGACAGAGCAGGAAAUGCUAUCGGUGUUACUGCAUGUGAUGUGGAUGGAGACGGACUUGAAGAGAUCUAUUUCCUCAAUACAAACAAUGCCUACUCUGGACGGGCAACAUAUUCAGACAAGCUCUUCAAGUUUCGCAACGGCCGCUAUGAAGAUCUGCUCAGCGACGAACUCAAUAUCGGCCGUGGUGUUGCCAAUCAAAUGGCUGGACGUUCAGUUGCAUGUGUCGACAGAAAGGGAACAGGCCGGUACUCCAUCUACGUGGCGAACUAUGCUCAAGGCAGCGUUGGUCCACACACACUCUUAGAAAUGGAUGAGACCGCUAGUGAUGUGUCCAGAGGAGUCAUUGCCAUCGCUGACGUUGCUGCUACAGCCGGGGUCAACAAGCUCACAGGUGGUCGCGGUGUGGUUGUUGGACCAAUCCUGAACCAGAUGAGGUCGGACGUGUUCUGCGACAAUGAGAACGGUGCCAACUUCCUGUUCAAGAACAAUGGAGAUGGGACGUUUGUGGACAUGGCCCAGCAGGCAGGUGUGGAGGACCGGUUCCAGCAUGGCAGGGGAGUAGCACUGGCUGACUUCAAUGGGGACGGAAAGACAGACAUUGUCUACGGCAACUGGAAUGGGCCACACCGACUCUACAUCCAGACCAGCGACUCCAAAUUCCGUGAUAUUGCCAGUGGAGAGUUUGCUUCACCAUCUCCUAUCCGCACCGUCAUCGCUGCAGACUUUGAUAAUGACAAGGAGCUGGAGGUGUUCUUUAACAAUAUUGCCUACAGAGGAAUCGCACCAAACAGAUUGUUCAGGGUGUCGAGAAGAGCUAAUGCAGACCCUUUGAUCGAGGAGCUUAACGUAGGAGAUGCUGCAGAGCCACAGGGGCGAGGAACAGGUGGAACUGUGACAGACCUCGAUGGGGAUGGACAGCUGGAUCUUCUGCUGGCUCACGGGGAGAGCGACCAGCAGCCAAUCUCAGUCUUUAAGGUCACACAGGGUUCAUCCAACAAUUGGCUGCGAGUCGUUCCUCGUACCCAGUUUGGGGCGUUUGCUCGCGGUGCCAAAGUAACGGCCUUCACCGCUCAGAGUGGAGCUCUCACACGCAUCAUCGAUGGAGGCUCUGGGUACCUGUGUGAGAUGGAGCCUGUCGCCCACUUUGGAUUAGGAACAGACACGGUGAAAGUUCUGGAGGUCUCCUGGCCGGACGGCACCACAAUGACUCGAGCUCUCAAGUCUGGAGAAAUUAAGUCUUUGGUGGAAGUAGCCUACCCGAAAAACGGAGAAAUGUCCAUGCUUCCCAAUGACACGCAGUGUGGGAAAGGCUUUACUGUCAUGAACGGCCGCUGUGCAGCAGGUAUUUGAGGAAAAUCACAUGGAAAAAAUUCUUUAAAGGGCUGAUGUGUUGUGCUACAGAGAAUAUGACUUUGAAUGCUUUUUAAAAAGGUUUACUUUGAGUAGUUUUAUUGUUUUAAAUUCCUUAUUUUUCACUAACGUUUUAUUUUUACUGCUUUACAAAUCUUGUUUAAUAAAGUGCUCUGCUAUUUCACUA